AUGAAAUCUAAAGAUCAAUUUAACUACAUAAAUUACCCAUUGAAAUUAACAAUCGUGCUAAUAUCAUUAUUUGCAAGUAUUUAUCUAAUAUUACAUGUAAAAGUGUCAAAUCAAAAUUCAAUCCUAAAUCUCAAUACCAAUUCAAAUGCAGAUGUUCAGUUGAACGGCUACGCUCAAUACAUAGAUAGACGAAAUGAUGAGACUGAAACAGCUCAAAGUACUAGUGAGUCUACAUCAACAUCAAAUAAAGAUUCAAAAACAAAUUCCAAUGAGAAAUCAAAAUCUACCUCAGCUAAAGAGUCUCAAUCUACUUCAACUAAAGAUAUAAAAUCCACUACAACCUCUACUAAGUCAAGCAAAUCAACAAAUACCUCAUCUACUUCAACAACUUCAACCUCAGACCCCACAUCAUCAGAAGAAUCAAAACCGGUAGCCAUAUAUAAUCAAUCAUGGAUGAGAUUCAUAUUUGUUCUAUUUGGAUUUAUAUUUUUAAAUAUGAUUGCAAUAUGUAUUCAUCAUAUUUAUUUAAAAAUUACAAGAUCUCAAAAUAUGUAUAGAAGUUUUGAAGAUGAAAAAUCACCAUUUUAA
Lodderomyces jiufengensis is the source of this 588-nucleotide messenger RNA. RefSeq lists its product as uncharacterized. The transcript has a single exon. Bases 1 to 588 code for a protein of 195 amino acids. The record is from RefSeq and is a predicted model, not a curated record. NCBI's taxonomy places the organism in Eukaryota, Fungi, Ascomycota, Pichiomycetes, Serinales, Debaryomycetaceae.